AUGGACAAUAAUAUUAUAGAAGAUUUUCUCCCGCAUCGAAGAUUAGAAUUUAAGAAUAAUGAAGAAAAUCAUACUGUGAGCUUUGAAGAAGUAUUGCAAGAUAAUAGCAAAGAUAUUGAAGCUAGCAUUGGAAGUGAGAAAAAUAUCAAAAUGAUCCAUGCAUGUAUUCGUGAUGAAGUGAUACCUAAGGUUGGUAUGGAAUUUGAAACUGAAGAAGAAGCAUAUAAUUUUUAUAAUACUUAUGCUUACAAUGUAGGUUUUAGCAUUCGAAGAAGUAAAGGACAUAAGGAUAAAGAUGGGAAAAUGAAGGAUAGAAUUUUUUGUUGUUCUUGUCAAGGUUUUCGUGGAACAGAUAAACGAGAUGUUAAUGUGAAACGCCAUCUUGCUGAAACAAGGUUUGGUUGUCUAGCACAGAUAAAAAUAAAUUCUCGUCAAACAGGAAAAUAUAAAGUUGUUGAAUUUAUAGAAGAGCAUAGUCAUGUGACUUCAAGUCCUACCAAGAGUCAUUUGCAUCGAUCCCAAAGGAAAUUAACUGCUGCCCAAGCAGUUGAAAUUGAAUUGGCUGAGGAUUCUGGAAUUGCUCCUAAGGCUAGUUUAGAACUAAUGGUUAGGAGAGCUGGUGGGCGUGAUAAUCUUGGAUUUACUCUUGAUGAUUGUCGGAAUUAUAUACUCACAAAAAGAACAAUCCAAAUGAGAACAGGAGAUACAGGCGGGGUUCUUGAAUAUCUUCAGCGUAUGAAGUCAGAAGAUCCUAAUUUUUUUUUAUGCUUUGCAAGCAGACAAUGA
Messenger RNA from Humulus lupulus (European hop), 786 nucleotides. RefSeq names its product protein FAR1-RELATED SEQUENCE 5-like. The transcript has a single exon. The record is from RefSeq and is a predicted model, not a curated record. NCBI's taxonomy places the organism in Eukaryota, Viridiplantae, Streptophyta, Magnoliopsida, Rosales, Cannabaceae. The coding region runs from base 1 to 786 and encodes 261 amino acids.